AUGAAAUCAUGUGUUCAGACCGCAGAAAAAAAUAUCCUACGUACCAUCUCUAUCCUCACCGCCCUCUCUCUGCUUCCUAUCGUCAAAGCCAGACACGCAUCAAUAUCUCUCCUCCUCUCCCGUAUUGGUGCUCGCUCUGGAGCUUAUCUCCCACCACCGAUCGCUGAUCUUCCUGGCCGUGCCGCUCAACGUGUGGAGAAAAAAAAAUCCCACCGCCCCAGCCAGGUCUUCUUCCCCCUGCGCGCUUAUCUUCAGCCGCCGUUCAGUGUUCGUGGGACAGAGAAAAAUCUGGCCGUCGUUCUUCACGCGCAGCUCCCUCGUGCUCCAUUUUCUCUGGCCGCUACUCUGGCCGGCGUUCUCUGCUUGCUUCAGCUCCAGCGCCCAGCCUCAGCUCGCGCCCAAGCUCCUGCGCGUCUCUCAGCCCUGCGCGCGAGCUCAGCAUCUCCCUGCGCACCGCGGCAUCGCCUCUCCCUGACCGCGGUCUCCUCCAGCUCACCGGAGCUCUCUGCCGCGCCUGCUGCUUCCCCGGCCAUGGUAGUCGCCGCUCUAGCCCAUGGCCGAGCUCGCCCUAGCGCCGUCCCCCUGUUUCUUUCUGCCGCGAGCAGCUCCCUGGUGCUCGGACCCAGCUCCGCGCGCUUCCUGCUCCCAUGGCCAGCGGUGCUCUAGCCCCUGCGUCGCGCGUCUGAGUCGCCCUCCAGCGCCGCGCCCGACUCCAGCCAGCCUUGCUCCUCUUUCUCCCUGCCGUGCGCUUGCCAGCUCGGAUUUUGCUAGCCGCUGUUCUCUAACCCAUGUGCUGGUCGGUGUCGUGGAGUUUUUGUUUGAUCAACUCGUCAUCGCGUCGUUUGCCGUCGAGUGUCAAACACGUCAUCCUCUGCUCGAACUCUACCUCACCAGCUCGCUCCCGACGUCAGCUGAAAGCCGUUGUCGUUUCGCGCGUCAGCAAGAAAUCCCAAAAAUCGGGUGAAGACGGAAUUAGCAGGCCGAUAUUCCCAAGCGCUCGACAAAUUGACUGGAUCAGAAAAUCGCUACCGAUCUCGUGGAUUCGUGUCAGCUGUUGAAACGGUAAGCUGAUGAAGUGUUUAGAAUAGUUCGAACAUUAAAUAAAUUAAUGUGUUAGUGCGAUGCUCAUUAGGUGCUCGAUAAAUUGCGUGAGUCACAAAACUCUCGUCGACUUCGCAGUUCUUGCGAUUAUCGAGCCAGGUUCAGUUAUAGCGAAUUAUUUCGCUAUUUCGGUCAAUUAGCUGGAUUAGUGUACCGAGUAGAAUAUUAAUAGGCCUA
Molecule: messenger RNA, 1278 nt
Organism: Zea mays
Lineage: Eukaryota; Viridiplantae; Streptophyta; Magnoliopsida; Poales; Poaceae
Exons: 2
Coding region: 1-666 (221 amino acids)
Source: RefSeq, a predicted model, not a curated record